ACAAAAUAUUUUUCCCCACCCUCGCAAAUGACUCUUAUAAUUUCUUUGUUGGAUAAUAACACGAGAAACUUGCAUAAUACCAAAAUGUUUACAGGUGAUAUAGAGGCACACGAUGGUGGUGAUGGGGAUGACAUAGCAGCGCAAGGUGACGGAGAAGAAGAACGCUUACAACUUGAACACGAACGCGAACAUGAUAAGCACGAUGAUGAGGAUGAGCUGAGACAUAAUACGGACGAACGUCGUCGUCGCCCUCCUAUAUUGAGAAGUGAGGCGUCAUCGUUGCACUAUGGCGAGGGGGGAAGUGGUGGUGGUGUUGGCGAUAUGGAUGAAAUGAAUGAGGGCGAAGAGAUAAUAAUGGAUAAUAAUAACUACGAUUGUCAAUAUAAAUGUGAAGAAUUGGAUAUAACUAAGAUACGUUGCCAUCAAAGGGAAAUGUAUUUGCAGCAGCAGCAGCCUCAGAAUCAUGAGGAACAACAAGAUUUAUCGCCUAGCUCAGCACAUCGUUUGCAUCAUGAUGCCCAUCAGCAACAUCAUCAUCAUCAUCAUCAUGGCCAACAACCCUUGCAUGUGGUAGCUGCACCUCAGAGUGUUAUCAAUUUGGGAAGAUGUGGUUCAUCGGCCCUGGACACCCUGGUGGCAGCCGAAGCAGCUGCUGCUGCUCUCUCACCCACAGCCUCCACCACAUCCUCGGCCUCAUUGCACCAUCAGCAACAUUUGUAUGCUUUGCAGCAACAUCAUCAUCACCAUCAACAACAACAGCACCACCAUGCUCAGCAGCCAUCCUCGUCGUCAUCCAGUUCAUCCCUGCAGCAUCAUCAGCACCCACACCAUCAUCAUCACGCCACAUCACAACAACAGCACAGUGGACAACAUGUGGCCAACUAUCAUCAUGGUCACCUGCACAGGCAUCAUGGUUGCAGCAAUACAACUAUAGUCUCUUCAACAUCUCUUGCCUCGUCGACCCACGAUAGCGAACACUUGUCAUCCACAUCGGCUUUAACAAAUUCCUCCUCUUCGACAACCUCCUCCACAUCAUCGGCUGCCGCAGCCGCUGCAGCAGCAGCAGCGGCCGCCGCCAAUAGACGAGACCACAAUAUCGACUAUUCUUCGUUAUUUGUACAGCUUUCGGGCACUCUGCCCACUCUAUAUCGUUGUGUCAGUUGUAAUAAAAUCGUGUCAAAUCGUUGGCAUCACGCCAACAUCCAUCGGCCUCAGAGCCAUGAGUGUCCUGUCUGUGGACAGAAAUUUACGCGUCGAGAUAACAUGAAAGCCCAUUGUAAGAUUAAGCAUGCCGAUAUAAAAGAUCGUUUCUUCAGUCAUUAUGUACAUAUGUGAUCAAUUUUAUAUGUAGUCAAGUAAAUUAAUUUA
Messenger RNA from Calliphora vicina (urban bluebottle blowfly), 1368 nucleotides. Its product is annotated as sex determination protein fruitless-like. The record is from RefSeq and is a predicted model, not a curated record. Bases 28 to 1335 code for a protein of 435 amino acids. The transcript has a single exon. Lineage: Eukaryota; Metazoa; Arthropoda; Insecta; Diptera; Calliphoridae.